Molecule: messenger RNA, 1234 nt
Organism: Podarcis muralis (Common wall lizard)
Lineage: Eukaryota; Metazoa; Chordata; Lepidosauria; Squamata; Lacertidae
Source: RefSeq, a predicted model, not a curated record
CUCAUUGGCUAAGAGCUCCGAGAGGGCGUGGCAAUUAUUGUCGGAAGCUCUUUUCUCCCGCGGUUUCUUCUCUCUCCUGUUCUUCAGCUCUAGUUCUCCGCUAGGUGAGCAGCAGCCGAGGGACAGGCGCGCUCGCCUACCCGCUUCCCUCUUCAUUUCUCCCCGAGUGGUUGCACUCUACCCACGCUCAGAGGCUUCUUUCCGGGUCAUCCCCAGCCAAGCAGUCCUGAACUUGGCCAUGGCCAUGGUGGCCCUGGGCACCAACCUGAAUGAUGCUCACCGCCAGUUCCUGCAGGCCUUCCUAACUCUUGGCUUUGUGGAGAGGCCUGAAGCUGCGAAGCUACACCAGUUGUACUGCCAGCUGCACAAGGUCCAUUAUGUACCUGAUAAGCUGGAUGACUUCAUCAACACUUUGAAUGGUCAGCUGCAGCCUUUGUCUUUGGAGAUCAGGAAAGGAGUAUCAGAAGAAAAUGGGAGAACAUAUUAUGCUUUGGUGAAUCUGGCUGAAACUGAGAUCACCCUAAUGGCAAGCGACUACUCUGAAAAUGAGCUGGAAUUGUUCAAGAAGACAAUGGAUCUGAUUGUGCUGUCUAGCAACGGCUUUGCCUCCUCCACGGAGAUCCUGAACCUGGCUGACCAGCUGAAGCCAAAGAAGAUGAAGAAGGUGGAGGCUGAGCUAGUACUGCAGCGCCUGGUGCAGGAUAAGUGGCUCUCCGAGAAAGAGGGAGAGUACACUUUGCACCUGCGCUGCGUCCUGGAGCUGGAGCAGUACAUCCUCCGCCACUACCAGGACUCUGCCCGCAAGUGCCACGUCUGCCACAGCCUCUCCAUCCAGAGCCAAGUCUGUGAGGACUGUGGAAUCGCCAUGCACUUGCCUUGCCUUGCCAAAUAUUUCCAAGCCCAAAGGGAACCUCGUUGCCCUAACUGCAAGCAGUUCUGGCCACAUCAGAUUCCAGAGAUCAACCUACCAGGACCUUCUGGGCUCUCAAGCACUCCACAGGAGACCCGGCGGAGUGCUGCCUCCCCAAUGGCCCAGAGGCGGCAGUAAGACUUCUCCAGGCCCUUGUUGGAGAAGUACAGACAAGCAGCUGUUACUGGGGCCCAGCACAGCUGCUCUAUAUUUGCAUAAUUUAUUUUUCCCCCUCAGGAUCCAACCUGUCUCACAAUUCUCUUUCCUUUUUUACUAUUUAUGUAAAGCUUUUUUUAAAAUAAAAAAAUACAGGGUUUUUAUUUA